AUGGAAGAACGACGAGUGGCUUCCUUCAACAUCGACGUCUUCGCUGACAAAGCCAACGCCAAAGACGUCGUCACUGGCAUUCUUCAUACCAUCUUUUGGUAUCGCAUCUUCGCUAACCUCGAGCCCUCCACGCACGAUGUGCUCGACGUUUCCAUACCUUGGAUACAAGAUGUCGACUUGCAAACGCUUAUCGAACAGCGUGUUGAUCAGUUCGUCCGUCAGGUCGACGCCGACUCCAACGACCAGAACCAGAACACGCGUGGUCAGAUUGUCGUGCAGUUCAGCGAGCGAGAACGCAGACGAAAGAAGGGUUGGUUUGGAGCAAAAGAUGAGGAUCUAGUCUGGGAAACCUGGACGCUGAACAUUGCUCUGGCGUCUCCACGCACUCAUCAAGCGACCACCUCCCGAAAAGCCAUAGAAAAGUCACUCAACAAUGCCGUCAUGAAGAUCACCGAUAUCGUACUACAGAACAAAGACCACGUCCCGCCCAUCACCACUCAAGAUACCAACACUUUCCCAUACCACGUCCUAGUCAACCCCAAGAACGACGGGUGGGGCCAGCGUAUGGCCAUGUCCAGACCUUACAAGGAGACUAUCAAAGCAUUGAUCCUUGGCAUCGGUAGAAGCAUCGGCAAGCUCUUCCAAGUACCGGCUCUUCCAACACUACUCUAG
Aureobasidium vineae is the source of this 672-nucleotide messenger RNA. The record is from the annotation of a GenBank genome assembly. NCBI's taxonomy places the organism in Eukaryota, Fungi, Ascomycota, Dothideomycetes, Dothideales, Saccotheciaceae.